This is a messenger RNA of Lipotes vexillifer (Yangtze River dolphin), 1755 nucleotides long. It is a transcript of the gene SCAI, whose product is annotated as suppressor of cancer cell invasion. Gene Ontology annotation, biological process: DNA-templated transcription. Gene Ontology annotation, molecular function: transcription corepressor activity. Lineage: Eukaryota; Metazoa; Chordata; Mammalia; Artiodactyla; Lipotidae. The record is from RefSeq and is a predicted model, not a curated record. Bases 1 to 1737 code for a protein of 578 amino acids. The transcript is spliced from 16 exons.
AUGUUUUCUUACAGGACUGAAUUUGCUCUUAAAGAAAUCAUGUCCUCUGGAGGUGCUGAAGAUGACAUCCCACAGGGAGAGAGGAAAACAGUUACAGAUUUUUGUUACCUUCUGGAUAAAUCUAAGCAACUGUUCAACGGGUUAAGAGAUUUGCCACAAUAUGGGCAGAAGCAGUGGCAGUCUUAUUUUGGAAGAACUUUUGAUGUUUACACCAAACUCUGGAAGUUCCAGCAGCAGCACCGACAAGUCUUGGAUAAUCGGUAUGGCUUGAAGCGGUGGCAAAUAGGGGAAAUUGCUUCUAAGAUUGGGCAGCUAUACUACCAUUAUUACCUGCGCACAUCUGAGACCAGCUAUCUGAAUGAGGCUUUCUCCUUCUAUUCUGCAAUCAGACAAAGAUCAUAUUAUUCUCAAGUCAAUAAAGAGGACAGACCUGAAUUGGUAGUUAAGAAGCUACGAUACUAUGCAAGAUUUAUAGUAGUUUGUCUUCUUCUCAACAAAAUGGAUGUUGUAAAGGAUCUGGUGAAGGAACUCUCGGAUGAAAUUGAAGAUUAUACUCACCGCUUUAAUACUGAAGAUCAAGUGGAAUGGAACCUGGUGCUUCAAGAAGUAGCAGCUUUCAUUGAGGCAGACCCUGUGAUGGUAUUAAAUGAUGAUAAUACCAUUGUUAUCACGUCUAAUCGCCUAGCUGAAACAGGAGCCCCAUUGCUGGAACAGGGCAUGAUUGUGGGACAGUUGUCUCUGGCUGAUGCACUCAUUAUUGGUAAUUGUAAUAACCAGGUUAAGUUCAGUGAACUAACUGUUGACAUGUUCCGGAUGUUACAAGCCCUGGAAAGGGAGCCAAUGAAUUUAGCUUCCCAGAUGAAUAAACCAGGAAUGCAGGAAUCAGCUGACAAGCCUACCAGGCGAGAAAACCCCCACAAGUACCUGCUCUACAAACCAACGUUCAGCCAACUAUACACAUUCUUAGCAGCAUCUUUUAAGGAGCUGCCUGCCAAUAGUGUCCUUCUGAUUUACCUGUCAGCCACUGGUGUUUUCCCCACAGGUCGUUCUGAUAGUGAAGGUCCUUAUGAUUUUGGAGGGGUACUUACUAACAGUAACCGGGAUAUUAUAAAUGGAGAUGCCAUCCACAAACGAAAUCAGUCCCACAAGGAAAUGCACUGCCUUCAUCCUGGAGAUCUCUAUCCUUUCACAAGGAAGCCCCUGUUCAUCAUUGUGGAUUCAUCCAAUAGUGUUGCGUAUAAGAAUUUCACAAACUUAUUUGGACAGCCACUAGUCUGCUUGCUUUCUCCUACAGCAUAUCCAAAAGCUUUACAAGAUCAAUCUCAACGAGGUAGCCUCUUCACUCUCUUUUUGAACAAUCCUCUAAUGGCCUUCCUAUUUGUCUCUGGAUUGUCAAGCAUGCGUAGAGGCCUAUGGGAAAAGUGUCAAGAAUAUCUUCGAAAAAUCAACCGCGAUAUUGCCCAGCUACUGACCCAUUCACGUUCAAUAGAUCAGGCAUUUCUCCAGUUUUUUGGAGAUGAAUUUCUUCGCUUGCUUCUCACAAGAUUUAUCUUUUGUUCAGCCACCAUGAGGAUGCACAAGAUUUUUCGGGAAACACGAAAUUAUCCAGAAUCAUAUCCACAACUGCCAAGGGAUGAAACAGUGGAGAACCCUCACCUCCAGAAGCACAUUUUGGAAUUAGCAUCCAUUCUAGAUGUGCGAAACGUGUUCCUUGAGAAUACCGUAGAUGACUAUUAAAACAAAAAUCCUCUGUUG